AUGUUUUGGCUGAAUAUUUGUAUAAAAAGACAUUCUUCAAAAAAAUUUAAGGUUCGAUUUGCUGCACACGUUCAUUUGACUAUGAAAGCUGUGGAAGAACGAAUUAUGCUAGUUUUGAGCCUGUAUGAUAAGAUAGAUCCAAAGAAACUGACACUCGAUUCAGAUUUUGUUAAGGAUCUAGGAUUGGAUUCACUGGAUUUCGUGGAAGUAAUAAUGGCCAUUGAAGACGAAUUCAAGUUUGAAAUUCCAGAUGGUGAUUCAGAUAAUAUAAAGACGCCAAGGGAUAUAUAUCAGUAUAUUUGUGAUAGAAAAGAUAUUUAUGAAUAA
This is a messenger RNA of Thelazia callipaeda (thelaziosis nematode), 327 nucleotides long. The record is from the annotation of a GenBank genome assembly. NCBI's taxonomy places the organism in Eukaryota, Metazoa, Nematoda, Chromadorea, Rhabditida, Thelaziidae.